Molecule: messenger RNA, 729 nt
Organism: Microthlaspi erraticum
Lineage: Eukaryota; Viridiplantae; Streptophyta; Magnoliopsida; Brassicales; Brassicaceae
Source: the annotation of a GenBank genome assembly
AUGGGAAUAAAUCAAGAAGGGGGACAAGGAAAAUACCUCGGUUUACCGGAGGCAUUUGGACGGAAGAAAAAAGACCUCUUUAGCGCUGUGGUGGACAGAAUAAGACAAAGAGCCAUCUUGUGGUCGUCUAAAAUGCUCUCAGGCACAGGAAAGGUGGUUCUACUCAAAUCAGUACUCUCCUCUAUGCUUACAUACUCAAUGUCCUGCUUUAAACUCCCGCAUGGGAUAAACUCACACUCGGGGAAAAGAGAAGGAGGACUUGGCCUUCGAGAUAUCCAGGGCUUCAGUGAUGCAUUACUCAGUAAACUAAGUUGGCGAAUCCUCUCCAACCCAGACUGCUUACUAGCAAGACUACUCAAAGGAAAAUACUUCCCGGAAUUAGAGUUUUUAGAGUAUGAAAUGAAUGAUGGAGGCUCUCACGGCUGGAAAGGCAUAAUGAUAGGCAGAGAUCCGUUGAAAGGAAAAUUAGGAAAGGUUAUUGGUAAUGGAAAAUCCACAAGUGUAUGGGACGAUCCAUGGCUUUCGACAAAAGAGCCUAAAAGACCAAUGGGACCAACACCAGAGCAUACUAAAGAUAUGAAGGAGGUGUGGCGACAAGCCCUUUUCAGAAAUCAGAUUAUGUCAGGGGGUCUUACUAACAUCAAAGCAGGAAUCUCAGCGCUCAACGAGGCGAUCAGCCUACCACCGACCAGAAUCAGAGCAGGCACGCUGGCACCAUGGAUCAUGUAG